Molecule: messenger RNA, 1665 nt
Organism: Fonsecaea nubica
Lineage: Eukaryota; Fungi; Ascomycota; Eurotiomycetes; Chaetothyriales; Herpotrichiellaceae
Exons: 3
Coding region: 1-1665 (554 amino acids)
Molecular function (GO): iron ion binding; heme binding; oxidoreductase activity, acting on paired donors, with incorporation or reduction of molecular oxygen
Source: RefSeq, a predicted model, not a curated record
AUGGCGUGGAAUCCCACGGUCGUGUCAUUCAUCUGCAUCCCGCUCCUGGCUUUGCUGGUGGCACGCGCCUACGGGCUGCUGGUCAACUACCUGCAAGUGAGAAAACUGGGGAUUCCCAUCGUCGUCAUCCCCUUUUCAUGGCAGGACGACUUCUUGAUCCUGGCCUAUCCGUACCUGAGGCACCUCCGCCAUUUGCCCUGGAUCGGGCACUUUUUCGUGCUCAGCUACCAUUCCUGGGCCCAGGACGAGCGGUAUCACCCGCACCAAAAGUACGGCGACGUCUUUGUAGUUGUUUCCCCAACGAAGAACGAGAUCGUGGUCAACGACCCUGGCGUGGCCGUGGACCUGCAGACCCAGUACAAAGCGUGGGUCAAGCCGCAGCCGCUGUACGAGCUCUUCAACGCCUUCGGGCCCAAUGUCAUCAGCGUCAACGGCGAAGACUGGCAGCGUCACCGCAGGAUCGUCAAUCCUGCUUUCCGUGAGCAGAACAACAGGCUCGUGUGGGACGAGUCGCUCAGCCAGGCGAGGCAGAUGAUCGAGGUGGUGGCCAAUCGAGCAGAUGGCCGCCGGUCCAUGCUUGACGUCCGGAACGACUGCGUCCUGAUCGCGAUGCACGUCCUCUCCGCUGCCGGUUUCGGACACAUCCACGACUUUGACGGAGGCUUUCGUGAGAUCCCAAAGGGCCACAAAACCAGUCUGGCCGAGUCGUUGAAGUUUCUCCUCCAGAACAUCAUCUUCGCCGUGCUGUUCAAAAAUGUCACGGCCAUGACGGACGAGUUCAUUCAAUACAUGAAGGAGAUCGUCGCCUACAACCGGGCCAUCACGCAGGGAGGUGGCAGCAGCAGCGGGGCCGAUAUCGUCAGCGCCCUGGUGGAGGCCGACGAGGCGGCGAAAAGAGAACAGAAGAAGGCCGGACACGGCGCCGGGGCGAAGCCAAUGUACCUCAGUGACACGGAAUUGCUAGGUAACCUGUACAUCUUCAAUCUGGCCGGGUUUGAGACCACUGCGAACGCGCUGACCUACACAAUCCCGUUCUUGGCCACCAACCGCGAGAUCCAGGACUGGGCGGGCGAAGAAGUGGACGCAGUGUUGAAAGAGUGGGAGGGUCGAAAGCUCGACUACGAAGAGGUGUUUCCGCAACUCGUGAGGUGUUUGGCACUGAUGUAUGAGACCCUUCGUCUCUGGGGGCCAGUGCCCGCGACGAACCGCUGGUGUGUCGGCCAACCACACUCUCUGCGAGUCAAGGGCCAAGAAAUCAUGGUGCCGAUCGAGACAUACGUGACGAUAAAUCUUUAUGCAGUCCACUCUGACCCGCGGUGGUGGGGAGACGACUCACUCAAAUGGAACCCGCGGCGCUGGAUAGUAACCGACCCGACAACAGGGGUCGAGUCCCUCGCUCAUCCUCCACCGGGCGCCGCGUUUGUGCCCUGGAGUGUCGGACCCAGGGUCUGUCCCGGGAAGAAGUUCAGCCAGGUCGAAUUCGUGGCCGUCAUUUCGACACUGCUCAGCAAAUGCCGCUUGAAACCGCUAAUCAUGGAGGGGAAAAUGACGACGGAAGAGCAGGCCAGCUCGGCGCUGUUGCAGGUGCUGGAUGACUCCAUGAAUAUCAUCACACCCAAGAUGCGUCGACCUGAAGAUGCGGGCGUGGUGUUUGUUCAACGAUAG